Molecule: messenger RNA, 2528 nt
Organism: Vitrella brassicaformis
Lineage: Eukaryota; Vitrellaceae
Source: the annotation of a GenBank genome assembly
AGAUGGCGUCCCAGCUUCUUGCGCCGAUCUCUUUGCGCCAGUUUACUCCCAGUGGCGCCUCGCAGUGUUGUGGAACCUGUCAGCGCUGCUCGGUGCCUGUCCACGUGCCUGUCCACGUGCCUAUCCGCACGGGUGGCUUUGACGACAUUGAGAAGGCUGCAGCUGUGAGUCAGAAGCCGUACUCAUCUGCCAUCGUUUGGGUCGUCUGGGUCCUUAUCGCUGUGCUCGGCUUAUAUCUUUCGUGGUACUUUCUGGUCGGCCCGUGGCUGCAACGCCGUAAGCAGCACCGCGCCAACCGGAGUGCGGCCCGCUUGAUCGCUCAAGAAGCCGCUGAGAAGGGCAAGGGCAAGGGUCCUCAAGGCGACAAGGGACGCUCAGGGCACCCUUGCGUGCGGACACAGGCUCACACUCAGCCGCCAGGCACCAUCCGUCAGCCUCUGAUCGCCUCUGCUACUGGGAGAGCGAGAGAGCAGAGAGGGAGGAGGAUCGAGAAGGCUGCAGCUGCACCUCAGCCAACCUCGGCAACCAGCCGCGAGGAGAAGGCAGCACCACCGCCAUGUGUCGCCUCACGUACGAGCAGCACAGAGCGGUCUUCCAUUGAGGACAGGCAGAGAGCAGUGCUUGCUCAGCUCAGGCGUGACCUGAGGGACACUGUGGCUAAGGAAGAGAGGUCAGCACUUUUCUGCAGUUGAUGUAUGGGGCCGGGAGGAGGGGUGGGCUCGUCGUGGCAUUGCUCUCUGUGUGCCUGUCUGCAGUUUGGCGUCGUCUUAUGCUGCCUCUGUAGAGAGCCAUGCUCGCGCCACGCAGCGUGUGAAUGAGCUCACCGAGGCCAUCCAGCAGCUGAAAGAGCAGACCACCACUCACAAGUGAGCAUUUAAUAGCAGAGCCACGCACAGCGGUGCCUAAGCACACGGUGUUCCUUCUCUGCUCUUUAGCUUGACUCGUGAUGCCUUGAUGGCUCUGGGCACCUCAUCUGCCGUGCGCCACUUCGACGAGCGGAUCAGCACAGAGGAGUGGCGGCUGGUCGGACUGAUGGAGCGGCUAGAUGACAUGGACAAGACAAGAGUACUACAGCAGCAACAUAGUAGUGGUGGUCGCGAUAGUUUGUGUGUGACGCAGCCGUCCUCUGCCAGUACGGAGGCACCUGCAUCAGAGUGAGUCAGCGAGAGCAGUGGAGACCGUGUCAGGCAUCACUACUCAUUUGUGAUUUUGUCAGGUCUGAGUUGGUUGGUGACGAGUUAGGUCUCACCGAGACUGAGCUGCGACGUGUGCUCAGAUCGACAAACGACCAUAUCACACAGUGAGCCGACGAGACGUACGAGUGCAUCCCCAGCUUGUAUCUGUGUUGGUCGCCUAGGUUGGACCGAGAUAUAGCUCGUGUGCAGUCCCAGUGUGAGUCAAUCCAGGAGCAAGUGAGGCGACUGGGAAAGGAAAAGGACGGCCUGUCCAAACAAGCAGCGACGGGGUAAGGAACAAGACACACAGAGAGAAAGACGCCAUCACCAACACGCUGCACCGCUCUGUCUAUCAGGUUGACGGCUUAUCGUGUGUCUCUCGUCAAGACCUGUGCUGACGUGGAUGUCUUCAAGCGCGAGAUAGAGAUGGCCCUGCAGCAGCUGCGCGCACUCGGCAAGGAGACCAGCAAGCAGGAGGGAAUCCUGCAGCAAAUGGAGCAGACGGCGGCAGAGCAGGCCAUGAGGGAUGGCACUUGUGUCGCCUGUCUCGAGCGACCACCAUCUGUGGUCUUCUUUCCCUGCAAGCAGCGGUGUCUGUGUGCCGGCUGCUGGGCCAAGAUAUCGCACAAUCACGAGAGAGCCAAGCGCGAGGCGGAGCGGCUGAGGCAGGCGGGACGGGACGACAAGGCAUGGCCGAUGUACGUGAGACGCGAUGCGGAACUGAGGUGUCCGGCGUGCCUCACAAAGGCCGUCUUUGCAUGUGAUGUGGAGGACAUCAAGGCGACCACGUGACGUACUGCAUGACGGAGGAGAGAUGGGUCUGGACGGCCAGGGGGUGGGGGGGCUAGUGCAUACGCGAGAAUUAGCUGACUCGUGACGGUGUUCGGUCGCAUUUCACUUCACCAUUUUAUUAUUAGCCAAGUACUCUGAUUCGUACGUGUGUCACAGCGUGGAGCUUGGCCACCACAUGAAUGAAUGAGAGGGGAGAGAACAGGGACUCGCCAGGGGGAGGAGGAAGGCUAGGUUGCCUGUGGCCUGUCUGUUUUGCUUGUUUGCCUGCCUAGCUCAUGACUCAAUCGCAUUUGCAGAGUCCGGCACAAGACGUACACUGCUAGUCCGUGAAUCGGCCAAGACAUCGCUCUGACCGUUCGUCCUUCCCUUACGCAUUAAGCCUACACGACACAGGCAGGCACGGCACACACAUCGCUUGUCUGUCCCCCGUUAAAUCGGAUUUUUCUAGUCAGCGGCUGUGUGGGUUUGCUGCGGGUCAGUGUGCGUCAGUGUGCGUGAAUGAAUGAAAUGAAUGAAUGGGGAGAGACAUGCGGAUGUCCUUUGAUGUAUCACCUUCCCAAC